This is a messenger RNA of Owenia fusiformis, 571 nucleotides long. The record is from the annotation of a GenBank genome assembly. Lineage: Eukaryota; Metazoa; Annelida; Polychaeta; Sabellida; Oweniidae.
AGAUGUGUAGUUUGUACCCUGGGCAAGACGAUCGCCAACGGCUUGCUGACUUCAUGAAACAUUCUGUCAGGGUACAGAAGGAAGUGUAUGAGGUCAGCGACCAAACAAAGAAUGCAGCGAAAGUCAUGACCUCAUGGCAAAUGUUUUGAACAAUAGUAUCCAAGAGGAACCGGGAGAAGGCAUUAAAAUACAAGAUAUGCCAGAGGAUGAACCCGAAGCGUUGAUCAUAGAAGAUGAUGUUGACCAGCCUCCAACCAGCCUCCAAGAUGAUGAAGAAAGUGAAGAGGAUUCCCUCUUCAUUCCUCCUGCCCAAGAUUCACCAAACUAUGACAGCCCACAACCAAGGAAACGGCAGCCAGUAAGGUUAUCUGUGUUCACCCCUCCUGCCCCUAGUCCUCCCAACCCUGACAGCUCAUCAAGGCAACUGAAGCCCGGUUGAAGACAAGAUGUCCAAGGCCAAGACCAAGAUUUGGAGACUGCGGUGAUAGAUUCUGGUAUGGAUACAAUGACCGUUGGGGCCAUAGUAGAGAUAGAGACAGUAGGGAAGAUAGAGAUAGUAGGGAUUACCAUA